This is a messenger RNA of Pezoporus occidentalis (night parrot), 1661 nucleotides long. It is a transcript of the gene NOL7, whose product is annotated as nucleolar protein 7. NCBI's taxonomy places the organism in Eukaryota, Metazoa, Chordata, Aves, Psittaciformes, Psittacidae. Gene Ontology annotation, cellular component: nucleolus; nucleus. The transcript has 8 exons. Gene Ontology annotation, molecular function: RNA binding. The coding region runs from base 51 to 746 and encodes 231 amino acids. The record is from RefSeq and is a predicted model, not a curated record.
GCAGCAGGGAGCGCUUCCGGGGUGGGGGUCACGCGGGCGGUGUAGGGCCCAUGGCGCGGCGGGUGAAGGGUGCCGCGGGCAGGAGCGGGGUUCCCCCCGCCGCCCUGGGCCCGUCCUCCUCGGAGGAUGAGGCGGACGAGGCCCCGGAGGAGGUGUCCUUUGGCGUGGCGAAGGAGGCGGCCGAGGCCGAACGGAAGCUCGUGGGGGAGGCGGCCCGGAGGCACCGGGAGCUGCUGAAGGAGAAGCGGCGGCGGCGCCAGGAGUUGUUUGCGGAGCAGAAGAAGCGAAAGCUGCUCCCCGAGGCCGUGCUGCAGGAGCUGGCCGCUGCGCCGCCCGCACGACCCGAGAAGAAGGCUGCGGCAGCUAACCCAGGUAAACGCCGUGGAGGUGGGGCUGUGAAGCAGAAACAAGGGCAAGUCCAAAGGCAAGGCCAAGUCAAAAAGCUGGUGAAGAAAGACAAGCAAAGAAAGCGCACCAGGUCAACAGGAAACUAUACAGCUGUGUGCUUAAAAGACCAGAGUUUAACAGGCCUCCAGCAACAGCUGGCCAAAGACUUUAUAAACGCUCAGCUCUACGGACCACAUGCCAACCGGGCACAGCCAAACGAUUUUUUUUCCCUUGAAAACAAGAAAAACCCAGUUAAAAAAGCUGCAGUUCAGUUUGUGGACAAAGCAUGGGGGCAAGAAAAAAAGCAAAAAGCAGCGAGGUUUAGAAGACGUUGGCUCUCAAGACAGCUUAAACUGUGAGUAUGAAGACAGCUUUUUCAGAAGAUGCUACCAAGGACUUUUAUUGGAAGUUAGCCUCUCAAGCCAACAAAGGUGUUUUUCUUCCUCACUGCUCCAUCGUGACUUCACUCUGGAGCUCCAGCCAGGAGCCCCCAGGAGGCACCAACCUUCACAAUACAGUGCCUGAACUCACCUUCCUGUUCUCUUCCCUCCCCCUGUCUGAAGGGGAAGCUAAGGAACAGCUGGGCAUGUGCAGUGACUCUGCUUCAGACUGAUUUACAACAGCAUGAGCUACUACCAGCCUUGGAGAGCUGCCUCCGUGAUGCAGUUCCCUUGUAGAGAAUAAAAAGGUGAACAAAAAGGUGAACGGUGUUGUACUUACUGCUUUGGAUCCUGCAUUUCUUACAGCAGUCAAUGAUUUUUGCUUUUCAUCUCUAAGAGAAAGGCUGUUCCCUAGCACCAGAGUCAUUAAGCCAGCUCAUGUAGCAGGCCACUGCUGUCCAGCCUGAUGGUCACACUGAAGGCAGGUUUUUUUGCCCAUCUUCAGGGAGCACCAAGUAAGCUCCACUGGUGCCCUGACUCUGUGCUGCUCACUAAACUUGCUUUAUGGCAAGUUAUAGCAAGAACACCACAAACCUUUAACUGCCACCAGCCCAGGCAGUGCAGUGCUCCCAUGCAGGGAAGGAAGGGGCAUCUCCCAUUCAAGCAGUGAGACACUUCUCUGAGUAGGCUGACACAGGAAGCGCUGUCCUAGGACAGAACUCUGGAAUCAAGAAAACGUAGCAUACACCUCCAUGCUACCAUGUAUGUAGAAGUAAGUUUUUAAUGGCUGGUUAAUUAUGGUAUCACUACAUUUUAUUGCAAUAUAGUACUAUUUAAGCACUUUUAAAAAUGCAAGGUGUACAAAGAUUAAAUUAAGACUGUAAAUUGACUAAA